AUGAGCGAAAAAUCAGUAAGUUCCAAUAACAGAACACGCAGAACAGUUGUUGUAUUGGAUAAAAAGGCAUUAUGGAAGGGUGGUAUUGUUCCUUAUGAAUUUGACUAUGUAAUUUCUGGAAAACAACGGAGAAUAAUUAGAAAGGCGAUGAGGGAGUGGGAGAAAUCAACAUGUGUCCAAUUCGUCCCAAUUGAUCGACAGGUUUACCAAAAAUAUUUACUGUUCACUAAAAGCGAAUUAUGCAAAUGUUGUUUUGCCGACCAUGGGCCGAAAAUUUUAUAUCAAACUAUAAACUUAGUGGACCAAUGCUACCAUAGAAACACUCUUCUUCACGAAUUGGGACAUGCUCUUGGAUUCCUUCACGAGCAUAAUCAUCCGGAGCGUGAUCAACACAUCAGUGUCAAUUUUUCUAUCGUCGAAAAUGAGUGUGGGAAAACUUUUUUUGAGGCUACUGGUAAGUUUGAACAAGUAUCCACUGAUUCAAAAAGUGAUCCCGAACGAUGCGAAUGGAGAAUCAGAGCUUCUGGAGGCGAAAAAAUUACACUUAAAAUAAAUUCUCUGAAUAUUCGCCCGAGUUAUCUUUGCUUACUUGAUUAUUUAGAAGUUAGAAACGGACUCUUGUCUGACAGUCCUGUUAUAGCACGUUACUGUGGGAUCCUCAAUGAUGCCAAAAUCAUAGCCAGUAAUUUUUUAGUAAUUACUUAUAUCAAAAUGUCUAUCUUUGGACCUAGUUUUUUUACGGCAGAGUAUGAAACCAGCUGUGAAGAAACUGUUUACCUUUAUAAUGAUACUAUUUAUAAUUUGGAGUCGCCAAAUUAUCCAAAUUUUUACAUGCCGAAUAAAAAAUGCCAAUGGUACUUUACUGCCCCGGAAAAUCAUCAGAUAUCGAUAAAAUUCAAUGUUUUUGCGCUUGAAAAAAGUGACAAUUGCAUAAAAGAUUUUAUUAAAAUAACAGAAAGCAACAAAUCGAAAAUUCUUGGAGUUUAUUGCGGCUUAAUAGAUUCAUUGUAUGCUUAUUUCACGGAUAAUAAAUUGGAAGUUGAGUUCUCUAGCGAUGGAACGAUUGAAGGUUCCGGUUUCUCUGCUGCUGUGAUUACAAUCAAAAAAUAG
Messenger RNA from Cotesia congregata, 1110 nucleotides. NCBI's taxonomy places the organism in Eukaryota, Metazoa, Arthropoda, Insecta, Hymenoptera, Braconidae. The record is from the annotation of a GenBank genome assembly.